This is a messenger RNA of Balaenoptera acutorostrata (minke whale), 6415 nucleotides long. RefSeq names its product ataxin 7 like 1 (gene ATXN7L1). The coding region runs from base 12 to 2903 and encodes 963 amino acids. The transcript has 13 exons. The record is from RefSeq and is a predicted model, not a curated record. Lineage: Eukaryota; Metazoa; Chordata; Mammalia; Artiodactyla; Balaenopteridae.
ACGUUCCGAAGAUGACGUCGGAGCGUUCUCGAAUCCCGUGUCUCUCGGCUGCUGCUGCCGAAGGAACAGGGAAAAAGCAACAAGAAGGAAGAGCAAUGGCGACACUGGAUCGCAAAGUGCCCAGUCCGGAGGCGUUUCUGGGCAAACCCUGGUCCUCCUGGAUCGACGCCGCCAAAUUACACUGCUCCGACAAUGUAGAUUUAGAAGAGGCUGGAAAAGAGGGUGGAAAAAGCAGGGAGGUUAUGAGGCUUAAUAAAGAAGAUAUGCACUUGUUUGGCCACUACCCAGCACACGACGACUUCUACCUCGUGGUGUGCAGUGCCUGUAACCAGGUCGUCAAGCCGCAGGUCUUCCAGUCCCACUGCGAGAGAAGACACGGUUCAAUGUGUAGACCUUCUCCCUCUCCGGCGUCGCCACCCUCCAAUGCCCGGACAUCACUAGUACAGGUGAAAACAAAAGCCUGUCUCAGCGGCCAUACCUCUGCCAGCAGCUCCUCAAAGCCAUUCAAAACGCCCAAAGACAAUCUCCUAACCUCCAGCAGCAAACAGCACACAAUCUUUUCAGCGAAGGGAUCAAGGGACAAAGCAUGUGUUCCGGUUCCCGUAGUCAGUUUGGAGAAAAUCCCUAACCUGGUGAAGGCAGACGGUGCCAAUGUCAAGAUGAACUCUGCAACCACUACUGCGGCCACCUGCUCCACCUCGUCCUCUGCCGUCUCCACCCCGCCUGUAAUUAAGCCGGUCUUGAUGUCCAAGUCAGUGCCACCUUCCCCAGAGAAGAUCUUAAAUGGCAAAGGAAUUUCGUCUGCCACCAUAGACAAGAAGCACCACAAUGGCACCAAAAACAACAACAAGCCUUACAGGAGACUUUCAGAGAGAGAAUUUGACCCAAAUAAACACUGUGGAGUAUUGGAUCCCGAGACAAAGAAACCUUGCACAAGAUCCCUCACCUGCAAGACUCAUUCGCUAAGCCAUCGGAGGGCAGUCCCAGGCCGGAAAAAGCAAUUUGACCUCCUUCUGGCGGAACACAAAGCCAAGUCCCGGGAAAAAGAAGUUAAAGAUAAAGAGCAUCUCCUGACUUCGACAAGGGAAGUACUUCCAAACCCAUCCGGGCCAGCGCAGGACUCGCUGCCGGGAUCUUCAGGGAGCUUGGGCCCAGAACCUAAAGUCGCGUCCCCUGCGAAGUCCAGGCCACCUAACUCCGUGCUUCCUAGACCAUCAUCUGCAAAUAGCAUAAGCAGCAGCACAUCUUCAAAUCACAGUGGCUACACUCCGGAACCCCCUCUACCCCCAGUUGGAGGUGACCUCGCCAGCCGACUGUCAAGUGAUGAAGGGGAGAUGGACGGAGCCGACGAAUCCGAGAAGUUAUUAGACUGUCAUUUCUCCACCCACCACCCCAGACCUCUUGCGUUUUGCUCAUUCGGGAGUCGCCUCAUGGGACGAGGGUACUAUGUGUUUGAUAGAAGAUGGGACCGUUUUCGAUUCGCACUAAACUCCAUGGUAGAAAAACACUUGAAUUCACAGAUGUGGAAGCACAGAAACCCGAGCCACAGGGCAUCAGGUCCCUCCCCCCUUUUCAGGACUUGCCUAACCAAUCUGCUGUCACUGAGCAACAUUGGGGCUGCCUGGGUAUCAACUCUGGAGAGCGUAGCACCCCGCUGCCCUCUCCGCCUCGCUGCCCAAACCCCAGGCCCCGACGGGCCCGAACCUGGAGGGAUGGCAGCCGAUGGGGGCGUGGAAGACAUUAGGAAGAAAAGGAACGGCCAAGACUCUUUUUUCUUUAACAAGCAUUUAACUCUGCAUCAGGAGACGCCAGCACAGUAUUCUCUUUCAGCCAGGAAGAUCCCUCCUGCGGCAGAUAGCCCCAUGCCCUCGCCAGCAGCCCACAUCACCACCCCUGUUCCAGCAUCCGUUUUACAGCCUUUCAGCAACCCCAGUGCUGUGUAUCUUCCUUCAGCUCCCAUCAGCUCGAGACUCACCUCUUCUUACAUAAUGACAUCAGCCAUGCUCUCAAAUGCAGCUUUUGUGACAUCGCCGGACCCGAGCGCCCUCAUGUCACACACCACAGCUUUCCCUCAUGUGGCCGCAACCCUCAGCAUCAUGGACUCAACCUUCAAGGCCCCAUCCGCCGUGUCCCCGAUACCAGCUGUCAUCCCUUCCCCAUCCCACAAGCCAUCCAAAACCAAAACCAGCAAAUCCUCAAAAGUCAAAGACCUGUCCGCCCGUAGCGACGAGUCUCCAAGUAACAAAAAGAGGAAGCCGCAGUCUUCGACUUCCGCCUCUUCCUCCUCCUCCUCCUCCUCCUUAUCCCUGCAGACGUCCCUCUCGUCCCCAUUAUCAGGGCCCCACAAAAAGAACUGUGUUUUGAAUGCCAGUUCAGCUUUGAACUCCUAUCAGGCAGCCCCUCCCUAUAACAGUCUGUCUGUGCACAACUCAAACAAUGGGGUGAGCCCACUCAGUGCCAAACUGGAGCCCUCAGGACGGACCUCGCUGCCCGGCGGCCCUACGGACCUAGUGAGACACAUGGGCUCGGGGGGCGGCAGCAGUGACUCCUGUCCCCUCUCUGUGCCCUCCCUUGCAGGGGACCUCUCUCUGGCCUCACACAAUGCCGUGUCUUCUCUGCCCCUCUCUUUUGACAAAUCAGAAGGAAAAAAGCGUAAGAACUCAAGUUCUAGUAGCAAAGCCUGUAAAAUCACUAAAAUGCCUGGAAUGAAUAGCGUUCACAGAAAGAACCCACCCAGCCUUCUCGCACCGGUGCCCGAUCCCGUUAACAGCACCUCCUCUCGGCAGGUUGGGAAAAAUAGCAGCCUAGCUUUGUCACAAUCCAGUCCUUCAAGCAUAUCCAGCCCAGGACACAGCCGACAGAAGACCACAAACAGAACGGGCAGGAUAAGGACUCUUCCAUAACAAGACUAUGAAGCCACUUCCAAACCAAUGCCUGGCCACGGGACCUCCCCCCAGGAGGCCAAGGCCAGGGGAGGGAGGGGAGUGGGCAGUGGGGAAGAGUCUGUUUCCUGUGCCCUGCCUGUGGCUCUGGCCUUUCUUCUUCUUUUUUUAAUUGACCAAUUUUUAGUUUUGAGGAAAAAGAAAAAGGCAAAAAGAACGUGAAUUUGAGAUUUACAGAAAACAAUACCAGUGUUUGGUUUCCGUUCUUUAACUUGCCACGUGUAUACCUUCUUCCAAGUUUGGGGUCCCUCCUCUAGCUUCUGAUGCUGCUACUGCAUCAUUUUGCUCCAGCCACAAGAGCAGACAUUGUAGAAUGUCCGUUCCUGGUUGGCAUCGUCUGGAACUCUUGAACUUGAGCAUGUGCAGUGCUCCUUUCCUUGCCCUCUCCCAUCCUUCCCUUCUGUCCCCUCCUACCUGCCACUGUCUGGGUCCCCACUGACCAUCAGAGGUGCGGGCUCUCAAAAGCUCCCUCUAGACAGCCUGCUGCAUCAGGGGCGGUUACUGGGGAGCAGCCCGUGUUUGGGGAGCCUAGAGCAGAGAGCUGGAGGGUGGGCGAGGGCCCUCAUCAGGUUUCUAGGACGCACCAGCACAGAGGAGCCAGAUGCAGAGUUGAGAACAGCAGCCAUUUAAUGAUGGGGCUUACUCAGUACCACUAUCCAGCUGUGCAGCUCGGAGAGGAUUUCCUGGGUUAGGGACAGGGGCAGGAAUGGACCCGGGAGGUGGCAGGAGGAAGGGCCUGGGGGUAGGAGAAGAUAUCCUCAAAAGAUGGUGGGAACUGGGUGACUGGUCAUCUGAGCGUGUUAGGAAUCCAUGCUGCAAAAUCCCUUCCAGGGCACCGUGUACAAGGGCGCAAAGCUGGGCGAGUCACGGGGAGGAAUCCCAGGGAAUAGGGCACAAGACCUCAGGAAGCCACUCAGGAAGAGGCACAGUGCCCACCGCUGUGGAAGGUCUCAAGCUGCCCUCCGGGGCGCUGCCAGAGGAGAAAAAGCAGAGCCGGAAGGAAAGACCUGAGGGAAAGCUGCCAUGGAGGGUUAAUUGCCCAACGGCUGGUGAUUGGUGAGAAUAAUUACUAGCAUUGCCCAGCCACUUCCAUGCCCUGGGCUAGAGGGCCCUGUGGACUCAGCACACCCAUAGAUCAGCUCAUGCUAGGUUGUCAGAGGCCACCACUCCGAUACAGCCAACCCAGGAAGGAGUGGCAAGGCCACUGCUGAUGGAGAAGAGCCAUUUGGAAGAUCCGGAAGGGAGAAGCUGGAGGCCUGCAGCUAUAAAAACUGUUCACACUGGAGUUUUGAAAGAAACCAAUACCAUAAGCUCUAAUUGGGAAUCAGAGUCAAGAAAGGAAUUCACCAUAUAAAAUAAGUGUUCUGUGCUAUGAAUCAUGUAACUUUGUAUACAGUAUAAUGGCAGAGAUACCAGGAGGUUUUGCUUCAUCCCUAAGUCAGAAAUGAAUGCCAGUUUUGCAGCUGGACAUAAACCCUCAUCCCCACCCUGAAGUUUUCCUUUUCUUUCCCAUUCCCCCCAAACCCAAGGAUCAGACUACUGUUAAAUUUCACCGUAUGAUUGGAUUUUGCAAAGACGGGAGGCAAACGGAGUGAUUUGCAUCAAUGGAAUUGCACUGACAGUGUUUCUUAAUAGGAUUACUAAAAUUUUUAAUAUAAAAUCAAGAUUUUUUUAAAAAUCAGGAGUUGAUAUUAGGUACUAGGACAUUAGUUCAGAUGAUUUCAUUUUUAUUUCUACAGUGUUAAAAGUGCACUUAUAUGCUGGUUUAUUUCCGUCUUGGGAAAAAGAGACUGCAAAUUGAAGGGAAGAUUGUUACUUUUUCUUUUUUUUAAAAAAAAAAAAAAGGUUAAGGCAGAUUUUAAGACUUAUAAAUGUUUAAGAAAUUAUAAACAAGGUUAGACCCUUUGAAAAAAAAGUUUAGAAGAUAUUCUUAAAGUAAAUUUUUAUAGUGUUAAUUUUGUAAUAAUUUAUGUUUUACUAUAUUACAGAGCUAACUGACCAGAAUAGUUUCAGAAACAAUAUGAAACUUAGGAAAGUUGAAGCAACGUUUAUAUUUUUAAAAUGUUCUUUGAAUUAUGUUUUUAUUGUACAUUUCUUCAGACUGAAAAGUAUGUACAUAUCUUUGUUAUUUUUGCACAAUUUUCGUCUCGUUCGGUUUUAGAAGUCUGGUUUUUUUUUUUAUAAUUUAUUUUGAGUUGUAAUACUUGCAGGAGUAAAAACAAAAAAAAAUCUCAGCAACAAAAUAACCCUCUGAUUUAUAAACUCUUACACUCAAAGAAGGAAAACAAAAGUUGAGAGAUUAAGUGGCUGCUUCUGAGAAAUAAUGUCUCAACAGGGACUAAAGGAGCAAUUCAAUGGAUUUUAAACGUUUUAGCUCUCUACAUUUUGAAUUGCAAGCUGGAAUAAAGAGGCUCCCCACCGAAUGCUGCUUACUUGGUGAAAGACUGGCUCUGACCAAGGUGAGGACAUUUCUGGAAAACUGAGCAAAAAGGGAAAACCCACGGUGUUUCUUCCUUCACAGUCAACUACAGGUUUACUUUAUAAUGAUGUAUUCAAAACUCACAGCUUGAAAAAUGGAAUGCAAAUAAAAGGUUUUCUUUCGGUUUGUUUGAAUGGAAUUCAACUGGACCAGCCUAUAAAGCAUUAUUAGGGGGAUAUCGUUUGGGUACUUCUGUUCUGCACACCCCACCUAGCCCUCUCUCCCAAGCCCCUUGACUGCACACACCCCCAUCUGCCUGAAGAUCUCGUGACUUGUCGCCAGCCAUAGAGGCUCGAAAGCUCUGGUUGUUAAAGCAUAACGCAAUGCAUAGACCUGUCAGCCAUAAAAAAAAAAAAAAAAAAAAAAAAAAAAGCGACCUGGAUAACUUGUAUGCCUUCUUUUGUAUCAAUGUACCAAUUGUAAAUAAUGCUGAUCAACCUUUGUAGAGAAUAGUUUAUACAACAUAUUCUAUUGCUGAUUCUCAGUGAACUCUUGUUUUAAAGGAAAAAAUGAAAUUUUCUAUUUACACCUUCUAUUUUGUUAUGCUGUCGGCCCAUGGCACUUUAACAAAACUCUGUGGGUUUUACGUAGCUGGUCAGUCAUGGGGUAUAUUCAAUAACUGUUGUUGCACAGAUGAGAAUUUGCACCUGCUCACUUGUCCUUUCCUACUACCGAUUUUAGAACCUUUUCCAGAAGAAUUUUGAAGAAAGCAUGUCCAAACAUUCUAAACAAAUGCCACACUUGUGGAGCGGGUUUCUUUUCUACAAUCCAUAUUUUGUAACACUAAGUAUUUUCCUUCUUUGUCCUGCACCUUUAUGUAUUAGCACUAUCAGAUAGAAUUCAUUCCAUGCCUGUGAUAUUGUAAGCAGAAUAAAUGUCUAAAGUAGGUGUAAAUAGUAAAUCCUAUGGCUUACAGUUUUAAAAAGGAAAGAACAAACAUGUAUCUAUUGAUACUGCCGUGGUUCAGCACCAGGCCUGGAGACAUUCUCCAGUG